This is a messenger RNA of Patiria miniata (bat star), 2460 nucleotides long. RefSeq lists its product as uncharacterized. Lineage: Eukaryota; Metazoa; Echinodermata; Asteroidea; Valvatida; Asterinidae. The record is from RefSeq and is a predicted model, not a curated record. Bases 69 to 1751 code for a protein of 560 amino acids. The transcript is spliced from 10 exons.
ACAUUUAGAAUAAUUUCUCGGGAUUUCGGACAUCACUCUCUGCCAGGAUUUGGUUUUCUCUACAAGAAAUGCUCAGUAUGGCACUUUGGCGGGCGGUGACUGCGGCCUUCCUCCUCCUAUGCGUCACGCGUGUUGGCUCGGUCGACUUGACCAUAACACCGGGGGCAGUCGGCCCCGAGGUUGUGGAGGCAACUGUCCAGCGAAUCCUUCUCUCCGACAUCUUCUCGGAUGAUUUCUCCCUGCUACGCCGCCUGGCCGCGGUGGAGACGGCCGACGGUACGGACUCGGCUGCAUUUGCUGGCGGCCUGGCUGGAGGUAUCUGGAGGGUGAGCGAGGAGGCGUUUCAGAGGACCAAAGAGCUGACCGACGUGGGGUGGGAAAGUUACUACAAUGGCAUCCUGGACGGUUCCUUUGGCGUCAACUGGCGUGACGUCACAUACUCGGACCUGCAGGUACCCCUCAUAUCGGCCCUGGCGGCCCGGAUAUACGUCCUGAUGACGUCACCGCCCGUCGACAAGGUGGCCUACGAGGCGGAGGAGCAGGCCGCGUGGUGGAUGCGGUAUUACAACACAGAGGGGCAGGAGUUUGAAUUUCUCAUCAAAGUCGCGGAGUUGGAACAGCAAGCGGUUUGCAAGAUCGGUAUGGAUGUGGUCUUUGCCCUGGACGCGUCGCUGUCCGUGGGCUCAGAAGGUUUUUUUCGAAGUAAAAACUUCGUGAAACAGGUUGUGGAUGCGUUUAACAUCGGUUCACGUGACGACCAGACCCGGGUGGGCUGUCUCCAGUUCUCGCACGAGGUCACCGUGGCCUUUGACCUCGGUGACCAUGACAACAGAGAUGACAUCAUGAGAGCCGUGGAUGAGAUCAACUACAAUGGAGGGGGUACUGCCAUGGGUACGGCCAUUGACUACAUACGUCAGAACAGCUUCAGCGUGGAUCGCGGGGCCAGGCCCGUCGACUACGCCGUGCCGCGUAUUGCUAUCAUUCUCACCGACGGCAAAACCAACAAAGAGUUCCCCAUUCUCUUCCCGUCUGCGUUAGCCCACCGUGAUGGCAUCAUCAUGUACUGCAUCGGCAUCGGUGAUUCAGACGACAGCGAACUCUCCUUGAUUGCUACCCGGCCUAUCGCCUCACACGUCCUGCAUGUGCUCAACUACGAGUCCGUCAGCUACCUCAAGAACAUCAUGGCCACCAGGACGUGCAGAGAAACGACUGCUGUUGCCGUCGGUCAACCGAUUCGGACAGACUUGGAGGAAGGCGAAGCCCGCUUCAUCUCAUAUGAGAUUGAUGCAACAGAGGGCGCUACGAUCAAAUUCAUGGCGCCGUCCGGGCUGGUCACGGUCUACCUAUCUUCGGAGGUACCCAACCCUAACGAGGCUGUGCAUGACUACAAAGUGGAACCGGAUGGGCGAGUGGAUCUCUUCAUAGAUCCCACACAACUCGCUUCCAUGAGUCGUACCAAGCGUGCGGCAGAUGGCGCCUCAGACCCGUCCCACGUGAAGGUCUACACGGCCAUCUACUCCCGGAGUAACGGCACGCAGCUGUACGUGGAAUCCUCGGCGGGCAACACAGCAGAUCACAGCUUUAUCCCCGAGGCCCCGAGCGGUACUGUCGCGCCUGUUGACCCGGGCGCCGGGCCGCAGCCAGCCCCGCAGCUUGGCUCCAACGCCCCGCCCGGUCCUUCGACGUCCGUGCUGAUCGGUGUUGCCAGCCUUGUUAUGAUUGCUGUGGUUCAUGCGCAGUUAGAUUUUUAAAAUCCCAAGUGAUUGGUUUUAUUUCAUGCCUUAUAUUGUCAGUACCUAUUCGAUGAUUCGAAAUACUUAAUGGGUCGCCAUUUUCAACUACUAAUUCAAUAUGAUACAUGUUUCAUUUCAUACUAGACAUAAUAUUAUAUUCCUUGUAAGAAAUGGAAAGAAAAACUCACGCUGAUCUUGAUUUAAAACAUCGUGCUACUUUGCAACAUACUCCAUUCAAAUAUCAAUUUAAACGAACCGUUUGUUACGCAUGCGCACAACAACAUUCUACUCUUAAUUAAAACUGAAUAUUUUCAAAAUUUAUUUCCAAAAAUUUAUCACUAAGAACUCCCUUGAUCCAUGAACAGAAAAAUUGUUUUCAGCCAAAAAUUGCAACUUUUUUUUCAGGAUCAGUGUGUUUGUGCCUUAUACAUGUACAUGGAUAAUGUAUAUACAAGCCGUAGGCUACUAAGCAUAAUUGCAUGUACAGUGAAAAGUAGUUUUAACCCUAAAAGAGCCAUAGGUUUCGAUAUUACCUAUUUAAAAAAUUCAUGUCGAGCCUUUAAAAUAUGAGUUUGUCGGGAAGAACUUUAUAAAAAACUAUAUCAUUAUCGUUGACGCAGAGUGCAGAAAAUGUGUACAAGUUACAAGGCCGUUAGCAUUUCUUUUAUAAAUUGAGCAAAACAAGUGCAUUUUCACCGACUGAGUGUCACUGUUAAACACAUUAUUA